UUAGGCUGGGCAUGGUGGGACUCACCUUUAAUCCCAGCGCUCUGGAGGGAGUCUGAGUCAGGCAGAACCUUGCACUGAGGCCAGCCUGUCCUAUAUAGCUAUAUAGCCAUGCCCCAUUUUUCUUUUCUUCUUCCUUUCCUCCUUUAUUAAGAUCUUUAUUAAGACCUGGUUGUGCUAAACAUAUUAUGAAGAUCAGGCUGGCCUCCAACUCACAAAUACCCGCCUACCUCUGCCUCCGGAGAGCUGGGAUUAAAGACUGUGAGACCCCAAUUUUAGACAAGGAAAAAAUUGACCCUGGCAUCAGACGCCUCAGAUUGUGGCCUCUCUUAACUUCUUACCUUCCUUCUUUGAGAAUUCCUGUUUCCAGGGUUUUACCGUCGAAUGUAAUCAUUACACACAUAAUGACGCCACAGGCAAUCUUGUGGCACACCACAACCCCCAGGGUGGCCUUGAGAUUGCUCUGCCUCCAGCAGGGCUCCUCUGAGAUAGCAACUAGAUACUACAGCAUGAACAACAAAAGCAGUCAUUUCUAACCAAGCUCUGUCCCCUUGGAUCACAUUUUGGCAAUAGCUUCUCACUCCUCACCGUCCAGUCCUUUCUGUAGCUUGCUUUUCCCAGUUCUCCAUUCCCAUCCCUCUAGGUCUGACUUUUUAUGACUUUACCCUAAAGUUAAUUAAUUCAUUAAUUAAUUAUAUUUAGAGCAGAGGUUCUCAGCUUGUAGGUAGAGACCCCCUGGGGGAUGACCCCUUUCCACAGGGGUCACAUAUCAGAUAUCCUGCAUAUCUGAUAGUCACAUUAUGACUCAUAACAGUAGCAAAAUUACAGUUAUGAAGUAGCAACAAAAAUAAUGUUUACGGCUGGAGAUCACCAGGACUUGAGGAACUGUAUUAAAGGGUCACAGCAUCAGGAAGGUUGAGAACCACUGAUUGAAAGUGUGUGCACAGUGUGUACUCUGGCUUCACAGCCAGUCAGAGACACCUUGUAAGUGCAGAUUACAGUUCUCCAACUCAGAAGCAAGCACCUUUACUGGCUGAACCACUGUUUGUUUGUUUGUUUGUUUGUCUGUCUGCUUGUUUUGACUUUUCCAGAUAGGGUUUUACUAUGUCUCCUUGGCUCUCCUGGAACUCCCUCUGUAGACCAGGCUACCCUGAAACUCUGGGAUCUGCCUCCCUUUGCCUCCCAGUGCUGGAAUAAAGGUGUGUGUCACCAUGCUGGGCUGACUGAGCCAUCUUUUAGGCAAAGCCUGCCUGUGCUUUUCAGAACAAAGGCCGUCGUCACCUUCUUAAGCUUUCCAGCACAUCUUGUUUGUGGGGCUGAUACAUACAGGUAGUCAGAGAGGUCUUUGAAUCAGGGGAGGCUUUGGACAGACUCAAAGCUAUUCCUGGCUGGCCCUGGUCGUUUGCAUUUAUCGCCUUCAAAUCUGCUCAAGUGUCUUGCCUGCCCUUGAGAUUGUUGGGUGGUGAGAAAGUGUGAUUGGGAGAGAAGACUGAUCACCAUCUGCCCUCUGCUGGCCGGUGGUGGUAUUAAGCGCAUUGCCCAUCCGCUAAUGUGUCUGAUAGAUGACUGAGCAUAUAUUUUUUGCAAUGGCACUGAGCGCUUGAAGGUGAUCUGUUCUUAAGGCGUUCAAGCUCAGUUCAAGGGGACAUUUGAAGCUGGGUGGUGUAGCGGUGGUAGAUCUCUUUGCGCGUAUCACCGAGUUUGAUAUCAGUAUGCAAAAACAAAUAAACGAGCCUGACAUUAACUGAGCAAAUAAGACAGCUGUGAUCAUAUGGGGUGUGGAGGGUCAAGGAACGCUGUUCCCAGGAUGGGAAAUACAAGCGUCAAGCACUCGACAAAGGCAUUCAUGUUCUCUGGCAAAUCUUACAAAGCUUUCCUCUCUAAUCGGUGCGCGAUUCGCCGAAGGUCACAGAGUCAGGUAGAUAGGAACAGGACGUAGGUAGACGCGGUUCCAAAGUCCUUAGGUCUUUCGAGCUCCUGUCGUGGCAGCUAGUGGAGUUACGGGUGUGGUUGGGAACGGGUCAGAGCCCCUAAGUCUGGUGCUCCCCAGUCUCCAUAGGAAAAAAGGAGCCCUUGAGUGUGAACACGGGACGGGGGCGGGGUCUUUUCGAAGUAAGGGGUGGAGCCUGAACUGACGGUGACAGUGAAAGCCGCACCUGGUUGGUGGAAGGAGUGGAGCCCGGAUCUCCCGGGUCCCAGAGGAAGCGGAAGUGCUGGGAUCUGGACACUCACCUGUGGAACCUCUGCAUACAGGUAGAGGCUGCCCUACUGCGCUGCCCACAGCCUAAGCGAGCGGGAUAGUCACGAUUCUGGAAAAGAUGCUGGCGUCUCUGCUAGAUGUCACACACGGGCAUAACACCUAUCGUACGACGGGACUGUAUGCAGAUUGUCUCAGAGGGGUUCCGGACGUGAGUCACACAGACCUGGACUUGAACCUCAGGUUCCUUCUUUCAUAGGCGUGAGACCUUGGGCAAGUCACUCCACCUCCCCAAGCUUCACCUGGUUCGUCUGUAAACAGGAAUAAUAGCAGCAGCUCUGGCAGCCUUUCGAGGUUGUCCUGAGGAUUGGAUGAGCCAUGCCCAUGGAGGGCUCAUGGGCGUCACAAUGUGGAGAUUGGCGGUAGGAGAAGUCAGCCGGCUGCCCAAGGGUCCCACUGUAGGUUUGUGGGCCAGCCACAGCUAGUAGGCCCAGGUCUUCUGGAGAUCCUCCCAUCCCGCGGCUGCUGCCUCUCUUUAAGCACGUUCCCUUUCUGAGGGCUGGACAACGUAAGCUUGGACAUCCCAGGGUUGGCCAGCAGCAGCCAUGAACUAUGUGGGGCAGCUGGCAGAGACAGUGUUUGGAACAGUUAAGGAGCUAUACAGGGGCCUGAACCCAGCCACACUGAGCGGCGGCAUUGACGUGCUGGUGGUCAAGCAGGUGGAUGGCUCCUUCCGAUGCUCACCCUUCCAUGUGCGGUUCGGCAAGCUGGGUGUCCUGCGGUCACGGGAGAAGGUGGUGGACAUCGAGAUCAAUGGAGAGCCUGUGGACUUGCACAUGAAGUUGGGGGACAGUGGCGAGGCCUUCUUUGUCCAGGAGCUGGACAGUGAUGAGGAAGAUGUGCCUCCUCGACUGUGCACCUCACCCAUCCCGUGGGGAGGCCUGUCAGGCUUUCCCUCAGACUCCCAGCUGGGCACAGCGAGCGAGCCUGAGGGCCUCGUCCUUACGGGGCGGAGAAAGAGGCGGCGCAGGAGGAAACCCAGGCGCAGGGAGGAUGCGGCGGACUCCAGUUCUGAAGAGCUGGAGGCAGGUGCCGAGAGUGAGCUGACCUUGCUGGAAAAGCCAAUGCCAGAGUCCCCAAGCAGUGCUUGGAAGGAAGAGGAGCCCUCAUCGCAGCCUAAAGACAUCUACCCCUACUCUGAUGGCGAGUGUACGCCCCAGGCCAACCUUUCAUCUGCUGACCUAAUGUCCCCUAAGAGUGACUCAGAACUAGAGCUGCGGCCCUUGGAGCCCAGUCCUCUGAGGGCUGAGUCUCAUAUGCAGUGGGCCUGGGGGAGGCUGCCUAAGGUGGCGAAAGCUGAGCAUCCUGAGUUCUCGUUGGUCCUUGAAAGUAUGGCUGAGGCAAUCUGUGCUCUUCCUGGGGAACCUAGCCCUUCCUCUAUGGCUGGCGUGGACACUUUGAGAUCCCCAGCGCUGCAACCAGGAGUCAGGGAAGAUAUGUUUCAUCCUGAUGUGGAGGCAUAUCGUGAGGAAACUCCCAUGGAUUCUCCUCUUGCUGCCCCAGAGAGUAAGGAAACCAAGACUCAGAACCCCAGGGGUACAGGACACCCUCCUGCCACGAAAUCAUGGAGCUGGACCACUCCAGAGAGCCACACGCCCUCUGGACGUACAGAAGUCUCCAGAGGAAGAGCUUCCCUGAAGAGAAGCCAGCACCUGGGCCCAAGUGAUAUCUACCUGGAUGAUCUGCCCUCCCUGGACUCUGAGAAUGUGGCCCUCUAUUUCCCUAAGAGUGACUGUGGGAUGGGGGCCAGGAGGUGGAGCGAGCCCAGCAACCAGAAGCUGCUGGAGAACCCCAGCCGUGAGCACACAGCAGAGUGCACUCUGGACUCCGUGGACAGAAUAGAAUUGUCCCUCUGUGGUGGACUGGCCGACACUCGCGAUAUCUCCCUGGAGAAGUUCACCCAGCACAUGGUCUCCUACGAGGACCUCACUAAGAACCCCGGGCUCCUGGAUGACCCAAACCUCGUGGUGAAAAUUAACGAGAAGCAUUAUAACUGGGCUGUGGCUGCCCCCAUGAUUCUUUCUCUGCAAGCCUUCCAGAAGAACUUACCUGAGAGCACUGUGGACAAGCUUCAAAAGGAGAAGAUGCCCCGGAAAGGUGGGCGAUGGUGGUUUUCCUGGAGACGCAGGGACUUCCCAGCUGAGGAGCGCAGUGCCCAGAGGGAGAAAGCAGCAACCAGGAAACAGCAGGGAGAGAAGACAGAGGUCCUAAGCAGUGAUGACGAUGUCCCAGAUAGCCCUGUGAUCCUCGAAGUGCCCCCACUGCCAUCCUCCACUCCGGGCUAUGUCCCUACCUACAAGAAGUCUCUUCGUCUCUCUUCCAAUCAGAUCCGGUGUCUAAACCUGAAUGAAGGAGCUAACGAUGUGGUCUUCAGCGUGACUACCCAGUACCAAGGCACCUGCCGUUGCAAAGCCACCAUCUACCUGUGGAACUGGGAUGACAAGGUGGUCAUCUCUGACAUAGACGGCACCAUCACCAAGUCGGAUGCUCUGGGCCACAUUCUGCCCCAGCUGGGGAAAGACUGGACACACCAGGGCAUUACUAGUCUCUACCACAAAAUCCAUCUAAAUGGGUACAAGUUCCUGUACUGCUCUGCACGGGCUAUCGGCAUGGCUCACCUCACCAAGGGGUACCUGCAGUGGGUGAGCGAGCACGGCUGCGGCCUCCCUAAGGGCCCCAUCCUGCUGUCUCCCAGCAGCCUCUUCUCCGCCCUCCACAGGGAAGUAAUCGAGAAGAAGCCAGAGGUGUUCAAGGUUGCCUGCCUGAGUGAUAUCCAGCAGCUGUUUCUGCCCCAAAGACAGCCUUUCUAUGCCGCGUUUGGGAACAGGCCUAACGAUGUUUUUGCCUACAGGCAGGUGGGCCUCCCUGAGUCUCGAAUCUUCACAGUCAACCCCCGGGGAGAGCUCAUCCAAGAGCUCAUAAAGAACCACAAAUCCACGUACCAGCGGCUUGGAGAGGUGGUGGAGCUUCUCUUCCCGCCCGUGGUGCGCGGCCCCAGCACAGACCUGGCCAACCCUGAAUACAGCAACCUCUGCUAUUGGCGGAAGCCACUGCCGUGUGUGGACUUUGACACCCUGGUUUGAGCUUGCCCUGACGGUUCUCCUUGGCCUGACCCAGGACUGAUGGAGUACUUAGGACAGUAGGGGUCAGAAGAUGCGUGCCGUGGGCCAAUCCAACAAAGGGCUGCAAGUUGACUGGCAGCCUCCGCUACCGCCACCUUGAAACACAAAUGGCCGUGUUCGUCAGUUUGACCGCUCGGUACCAGGGCACUGGGUUUGAAGAACUGGAACAAGAUGGCAUCUGACAGAGAUGGCACCGAAUGAGGCCCAGGUGGCUGUGGGAGCAUGGGGAGUACUCAGGGACCCACCUCUCUAUCAGGAGUCAGGUAGCUGUCCCAGGCCUCAGUACAGCCCUGACCUCCAGCUAUUAAACGUGUCACUAGACUCUUGCAGGGUUCUCUGGCUCCUAGGCCAUUGGUUCUCAAUCUGUGGGUCGCAACCCCUUCGGAGGUCGAAUGACCCUUUCAUGGGGGUUUCAUAUCAGAUAUCCUGUUUAUCAGAUAUUUACAUUAUGAUUCAAAACUAUAGUUAUGAAGUAGCAGUGAAAAUAAUUGUAUUUACAACCAUGAGGAACAGUAUUAAAAAGUCACAGCAUUAA
Rattus norvegicus (Norway rat) is the source of this 5911-nucleotide messenger RNA. The record is from RefSeq and is a predicted model, not a curated record. Lineage: Eukaryota; Metazoa; Chordata; Mammalia; Rodentia; Muridae.